This is a messenger RNA of Leguminivora glycinivorella, 1483 nucleotides long. RefSeq lists its product as uncharacterized. NCBI's taxonomy places the organism in Eukaryota, Metazoa, Arthropoda, Insecta, Lepidoptera, Tortricidae. The coding region runs from base 267 to 716 and encodes 149 amino acids. The record is from RefSeq and is a predicted model, not a curated record. The transcript is spliced from 2 exons.
UGGUGUGAUAAGUUGAUCUCGAUUCAGGCCACAACGUGUACGGUCUCUAUACAAUUAGGUACGGGCUCCCAGAUAACCCAUUUCUAUCACUAUUUCGCAUCACGCAUGGUCUUUCGCACCUCCUGAACUCAUCCCCCCCGGUGUCGGGUUGUGAAGUAUAAUAUCUAACGGGGUUGUCUGCCCAGUCCGUCGGCAAGCGGCGCAGCGCCGGCCGCCGCUCCACCGGCCGCACCGCGGCGUCUUCAGAGGCCACCAAGAACCCGCUCAUGGAGACCACACAGCUCACUACAUACACUGAUUUCAAGGAAGGCAUCGACGAGAAGAAAAUAAGCCGUAGCUCCAUGGUCCCGAAGCCCCCGGACAGCAUCCCCAUGGUCGUGUGCGACGCCAUCGAGGAGCACAACUCCCCCUAUCAAAAAAAAAGCCCAACCAAAUCGGCGGCCAUGACCCCGAAAACCGGCAAGGAAAAUAGACAGCACGCCGUACAUCUAACACCUAAGACUAAUCUCAUGUACACGCCCACCAGACUCACUAGAUCGGCUUUAAAACUGAAUAAUGAUGGAUUCGCCACCCCUCGCGCACCGCUCAGCGCCGCCAAGCAAAACAUGCACAGAACCAACUCGAACAACAACCUCGCUUUCAAAAAUACUCCAAAUAGUGUGGUACGAUCCAAAACACAAACAGGUCUUGUUACAACCGCUAAGCCUUUUGUUUAAUAUAGUACCAUCCUUUAGAUAAAACACUUACGAAGUAGCAGUGUAUUUAUUGAAAAAGAUGGCAGUGAGACUACACUUAACCUAAUUUUGUACUGAAUUUAACUAUGGAAAUGGCGUGUGCACAUCAUAGUUAUGUUAAUGCCUUAUAUAUUAUUAUAGCGAUAAAAUGUUGUAGACUGGUGAUAAUUUUAUACCUUAUACCCUCUGACUACUGUUUGAUGUAAAUAUUUGAAUCUCUUAUUAAUUUUAAAAUAAUAUAAUUUAAUUUUAACUAUAAAACUCCCGUGAAACCGCGUUCACGUUUUUAAAUACAAUUUAAUAUUAAUGUAAUUUUGCGCGUUUAAUUAUGAGGAGUUUAAUUUGUUUAUGAGUCCAAUUAAGUUAGUUAUAAUGUUUAAUUUUGUGUCAUUUUACUUUUGACUUUGUAUUUCGGAUUAUAUAAUUAUUAUUGGAUAUCAUGUUCAAUUAUUUCAAUAUGUUUAUGCCAUUAUGAUCAGUAACGAUCAACUGGAAUUUGUCGUUAGUUUGAAGUCUCGUUACAGUAAGAGCAGCUUUUAGUUAAGGGUGUUGCUUCUUAUACGUUAUGGUUGUAGCGUACUUAAUAUUAUUCAGUAUUCAAUGUGUAUAGGACAUUAUUAAAGGUUGUUGUUAAGGCCGAUGCAAUAUAUCUGCCGAAAGCCAUGCUUAGCUGUGUCGAAAAUUACCGGCAGACUAUCCGGGCCUUAAGUAGCUUUAAAUUUGUAAUAUAUUGUGUUAGUUUAAACAAA